AUGGUUUCUUCAUCGAUAUUUGCUCUUCCAUCAAGAUCUACUUUAACAUCAAGGUUAAGUAGAAUUCCAUUUAAACCAGGAAUAAAUUUACACAUUCAAGAAAACCUCAAACACCAGUCUACAAAAUUAAAAGAUAUUAAUAAAAACUGUAUAUUAAUUUUUGAUGAAAUGGCGUUAAGUGCUGGAUUAAGGUAUGACAAAAAAAACGACAUGAUACUCGGCCUUCAGAAAAAUCAGAAUAGCCAAACACCAAAGUUUGCUGACCAUGCUCUAGUUUUUAUGUUGAGAGGGAUUGCUAGAAGUGGAAAACAGCCGUAUGCAUAUUAUUAUAGCACACAGCACUAUUCAAACGGCUGA
Molecule: messenger RNA, 357 nt
Organism: Macrosiphum euphorbiae (potato aphid)
Lineage: Eukaryota; Metazoa; Arthropoda; Insecta; Hemiptera; Aphididae
Source: the annotation of a GenBank genome assembly